AGUGGCAGCUAAUGUGGAUCUGAAUAAAGGAAUAAAUGAGACAAGCGUGAACAAGUUUAACCUCUGUAAACACCGGUUCAAAAUUAAUCUUAUAACCAAAAUCUAUAAUAAGAAGUCUUCAACAAAUGGAUAACUCUUUUAGGAAACAUUGCGGCACACAGAAUUGAAGCUCUGAUGUUGCAAUUCCAUCUUCUCCCUCUAGAUGACCAACCAGCCAAGCUUUGCUGCAGAGCAACCAGUAGCAGCCACUGCGGAUAGCUUUAAGCUAACGUUAGCUCUAGAUUAUUAUCCCCACUUUGGGGUCGUUCUCAGUCAUUGGUUUGCUAGCUUUUUAAGGCUGGCUUCACUGGCCAAAAAUGCAGAAAUAUGAGAAGCUUGAAAAGAUAGGAGAGGGUACGUAUGGGACAGUGUUCAAGGCCAAAAACAGAGAAACACACGAAAUUGUGGCUCUGAAAAGGGUCAGGUUGGACGACGACGACGAGGGGGUGCCAAGUUCUGCCCUGAGAGAAAUCUGUCUUCUGAAGGAGCUAAAGCAUAAAAACAUUGUCAGACUACAUGAUGUUUUGCACAGUGACAAGAAGUUAACCUUGGUUUUUGAAUAUUGUGAUCAGGAUUUGAAGAAAUAUUUUGACAGCUGCAAUGGGGAUCUAGAUCCUGAAACUGUGAAGUCAUUUAUGUACCAGCUAUUGAAAGGUCUUGCUUUCUGCCACAGUCGAAAUGUCCUUCACAGAGAUCUGAAGCCACAGAAUCUCCUUAUCAACAGGAAUGGGGAGUUGAAGCUGGCUGACUUUGGGUUGGCUCGAGCCUUCGGCAUUCCUGUGAGGUGUUACUCAGCAGAGGUAGUGACAUUGUGGUACCGGCCUCCAGAUGUGCUGUUUGGUGCUAAACUUUAUUCUACCUCAAUUGACAUGUGGUCUGCUGGAUGCAUAUUUGCAGAGCUGGCCAAUGCUGGGAGGCCUUUGUUCCCGGGAAAUGAUGUGGAUGACCAGUUGAAAAGAAUCUUCAGAUUGUUGGGUACACCGACUGAAGAACAGUGGCAGACUAUGACGAAACUCCCCGACUACAAGCCAUAUCCCAUGUACCCAGCAACCACCUCACUGGUCAAUGUGGUCCCCAAAUUAAGUAGCACAGGACGGGAUCUACUCCAGAACCUGUUGAAAUGUAAUCCAGUCCAGAGGAUCUCUGCAGAAGAGGCCUUGCAGCACCCCUACUUUGCAGAUUUCUGCCCACCCUAAAUGCUAAUUUGCCUCUCCCUGAGCCUCAGCCACCAGAAUCAAUCAUCCUUCACUCUGCUGGGUCAUUAGGACCACUCUCAACAAGGCAAAUCCCUCACCGGUUUUCAAACACCCCCCUGCUAUAAUUCUCUCUGUGCCUCGGUGUGGAACGAAGGCCGAGUGGCUCUGUGAGGUUUUAGGUUCUUUUAAAUGGCAAGUCUGUUUAAUUUGGUACAUAUAGGCCUCCCAGCCAAUUAGCACUAAUCUGGGAGGGAGCUUUUUAUGUUGCAUUGAAUACAUUUUCUACCUGUGGAUGUGGUUGUCAACAAGAAGCCCCUCUGCUCCCAAAGACUCAAACACAAAUGAGCUGUAUAUUUCUGCUUUUCAAAGAAGUGUUUAUAAAACAGAAGCACUUUGAAUCUGUGGUGAUCUCAUUCAGUACUGCAUCAGACACACAAACUGCCUUUCUUUUAGUAUGGUUUCUGUUCUCACUGUAACUUGUGAGUUAGCUUUUAUUCAUAGUCUUAACAUCAGUGUAGCAUGACAGAGAUGAGAUUUUUGAUGCCAAUGCCAACAUUGAUACAUCCGUUUUUUAUCCCACAAACUCAAAGCCAACUGAGCCUAGAUCUUUAUUGAAUCACCUAGAUUUAGUUCUUUAAGCAUUGUGUAGAAAUAUAUGAGAAUAGAUUACAUAAUGGCCACAUUAUUUAUAAAUCAUUUCAGACACUCUGGUGUGUCUCUACUGCAGUUUGAUGAUACUUAACUUGCUGUACUAUACGCUUAUACUGACAUCUCUAUCUGGCUCUAAUGAGGACCACAGAGGGGAGCUAAUGCCACAAAAAUAUUAAAUACAAUUAAAUUGCUUUGCCAGUUUAAAAAUCACAAGUUAGGGUACUUUUUGUUACACUGUAAAGGUUUAGGUGAUUUUUUUUUUCUUUUUUAGAUGUUUGUUAUUUUUUAACACUUCAUUUUACAAAUCUGUUAUUUUCUGGAUAUUUUUUGAGAAGUUUGGACCUUUGGUUUGCGAUUUGAUGGUAAAUCCUAUAUUAUAGUAAACCCUGACUCAAUACAAUUAUGAACUCAAAAUUUAAACUAUACUGAGCAUUGUUUUGCUUUGAGUUGAUCUGUUUUGCACUCUUGUCCCCUGCAUUUCAUUUGUAAUGGUUGUAAAAUAUUAACCAGAAGUGAAGUAAAUUUACACAGUCUUUAUUUCCUCUGUAAUAAGUUUCAAAUGGCCAACUACUACCAAGCAUUGUUAUUCAUCACAACACAGACCUGUAAAAUACACUGUUACGGAUGUAUUGUUUUAUACUGAUGUUUUCUAUCCAUCAGAACAAGGCUUAGUCCCAGUACCUAUCACCAGAUUGUAUACAGCAUGGGAAGAUAAUUUAUGAUUUCUUUUCUCAGGCUUUUUACUUUCCCUUUUGUAUUUGUCUUUUUUGCACACUUUGUAACUGACAGUUUGAUUUGAAAUCAUUUAGUUAGUAUUUUUAAAAUAUGUUGAACACUUGACAGCCAGGAUUCUAGCCAGUCAUCAAUAAAUGGGCCAAUAUAUAAAUAUAUGCAGUUAUAGUGGACCAUUAGUGAUUCCUUUUUUUUUUUUGUUCUACUCAUGUGAUCUUGCUUUUCUGAGAUGCUUUUGUAUUAGUUAAACUACAGACAGAAAAAAAAUCCACUGAUAAUCUGUUUUUAUGAUCGUUUUGCACCAUUAGCUGUUUUCAUUUGUUAUUUUUCUCCAGAUUGUUACAGUGCUAUUAACCCCAUGGAAGCCUACAUAAUGAGUGAUUUGAAAUAACCGUGUUAGCUGAUGUAAGACAGGAUAAUGGAUGCAUGUAUUUAUUAAUAAUGGAAUGCCAGCUCAUUUGUUUGCAUUCAUUUUGAAAUGUAGCACAACAUUUGGUAAAGGAACUCUCCUUUUGAAUGAUUUCAUGAUCUUUUCAACAUUUAGUCAGCUCUUUUUAGGAUUUAAACUGUUUGAAGGUUGUUUGUGUGUGGAUUAAGUUAUAAUGAAAAAAAGAAACACUGUUCUUCCUGUCAGUAUUUUAUUAUCUGGUGAUUACAGGACAUUUCAGACAAACUGCUUUAGCGUUACUGUACACAGCUUAAGUUUGAAUGAAGAGUGGAUUUUGCACUUUGACAGUAUCUUUGCUUUUGUUGGUAGAAUUAAAAACGACUGUUGUGUUUCUUUUUGUGUAUAUUUCAGCAAAUAAGACUCCAUAUUCAGUAAAGUGGACAUAAAUACAAGUUUGCUUUUUCAGAUUGGAAGUUUUUCCUUAACUUUAAAAACAUGGUUGACAAAAAGCUGUUAUCACAAGGUUCACCUAUCAUAUCACCUGACGUUUUUAAAGUAUGUCAUUCAGAGUUGACUAAGUUGGUGAACAUGUUAUCCUGUCAAAGAAAUGAGGUUAAGAAAUAUGACAUAACAUAUGAAUGACAAAUGUGAAAACGAGAUGCAGAAAAUGUCAUGAUUUGAUUGAAUGUCUACUAAAUAGACCCGUUGUUAAAGCUUUAUCUCUCAA
Messenger RNA from Notolabrus celidotus (New Zealand spotty), 3733 nucleotides. RefSeq names its product cyclin-dependent kinase 5 (gene cdk5). Gene Ontology annotation, cellular component: cytoplasm; nucleus. Gene Ontology annotation, biological process: neuron apoptotic process; synaptic vesicle transport; protein phosphorylation. The coding region runs from base 357 to 1235 and encodes 292 amino acids. Lineage: Eukaryota; Metazoa; Chordata; Actinopteri; Labriformes; Labridae. Gene Ontology annotation, molecular function: ATP binding; cyclin-dependent protein serine/threonine kinase activity. The record is from RefSeq and is a predicted model, not a curated record. The transcript is spliced from 12 exons.